Messenger RNA from Brugia malayi, 408 nucleotides. RefSeq lists its product as uncharacterized. The record is from RefSeq and is a predicted model, not a curated record. Lineage: Eukaryota; Metazoa; Nematoda; Chromadorea; Rhabditida; Onchocercidae. Bases 1 to 408 code for a protein of 135 amino acids. The transcript has 4 exons.
AUGGAAAGUUACAGUAAUCAUCUUGCGAGAAGAUUUUUGGGGAAAUGGAAGCCAGAAGAGCCAGAAUAUGGAGAAAAAGAGCGAACGUUGAUGAUUAAAGCAGGAGAUUGCCUAGAUCAAAUUCUCAGCACAAUCGCAACAAGCAUUGGGAUUGUUGAAGAAGAUCUUGCAGCGUGUUUCCCAUCACUAAUGAUAGCUUACUGCAACCCUGGCGUAGUAUCGUGCCAAGUGAUGAACUAUGCACAUAUGAUCACUGUUUGGAUGGGAGAUGUUAACGCUGAUGUAAAUUUUACGCCUAUACCAGAUGGUAUUGCGUUCUUCUGCGAAACACCGGCUAUACUGUACAAUGUUUUAAACAGCAAUGGCAACGUUAUGGAUAAAACAAAUGUAGUAACUACAUCGUGUUAA